This is a messenger RNA of Letharia columbiana, 837 nucleotides long. RefSeq lists its product as uncharacterized. NCBI's taxonomy places the organism in Eukaryota, Fungi, Ascomycota, Lecanoromycetes, Lecanorales, Parmeliaceae. The transcript is spliced from 3 exons. Bases 1 to 837 code for a protein of 278 amino acids. The record is from RefSeq and is a predicted model, not a curated record.
AUGAGAAAAGGCAAAGGGAAAGAAAAAGAAGGAGACAAUGAAGCUAGGGCUGGAAAGCGCGAGACGGAACCUGUCUCUAAUGACAACGAGCACUGGACCAAAGACCUCGCACUGAGAUUGAAAGAAGGUGAGGCGAAAAGCCAAGGGCAUAAAGGCGGCUCAGAAAACGCCAAAGCGGAAUCUAGCACGAUGGACGAAGAUCAAAUUGCUUUGGUCCAUGCACUCUGUUGCGAUAAUGUUCCUUUCAAAGAUCUCAAACAACUAUUAGGGGUACCGGAAGGUGCUGUGGGCCUUUCUGAGCUGGUAGAGGUCGUGAUAGAUGCGGAGAAACUGAAAGCCGAAAAAUUGAACACGCAAGAGAUACCCGGCCAGACUCGGUUCCAGGCCAGCGAUGAAAAAUUCGAGGUCUACGAUCCUGAUCGUUGGGAGGCACCAGCUGAGGAAAAUAAUGUUGAUGAAACUUCGGACGACGAGGAAGCUCCUGUUCCUGAGCCUUUCGAUUACAUCGAAGAAUGGGUCUCGGACAGGCCGAAACCUGCACCUAGUGUCCUUACCUCAGGACCGCGCUUCGUUCGCGCUCUCAAAGACUCUAAGGGGGGGAGUAAGCCAUAUUUCCGAUCAGGAGACAUCUUGCGAGUGAUCAGUAAAGUACGACGGAAGGGACUUAAUGAUCAAUCUUUCGAUCUGCUUCCUCUCAAACCUCCCGGAGAAGCGGGACGAGUGCUGAUCCGGGACUUCGAGCCAGCAGACCAGGGAGCGGUGGAUGCCGUAGGGAGGGAAGCUAGUACCGAAAAGGAGAAAGAUAGCUUUCGAUGCGCUAUGGAAUGGGAGGAUUGA